Colletotrichum lupini is the source of this 1551-nucleotide messenger RNA. RefSeq names its product MFS transporter. The transcript has 9 exons. Bases 1 to 1551 code for a protein of 516 amino acids. The record is from RefSeq and is a predicted model, not a curated record. Gene Ontology annotation, molecular function: transmembrane transporter activity. Lineage: Eukaryota; Fungi; Ascomycota; Sordariomycetes; Glomerellales; Glomerellaceae. Gene Ontology annotation, biological process: transmembrane transport. Gene Ontology annotation, cellular component: membrane.
AUGUCUGGCAAUUUUCCUCUGUACGUUGCGGUAGGGGGUUCAAAUGCCAGCGUCUUUCUGAGUCAUCAAAGCACAAUGACUGAGCCAAGAAAGUCCGAAGAGGACAAGGCAGAUGUCAGACAAAUGGAGCGUGUCUUGACAGGCGGUUCUAAUGGAGGCGCCGAGAAGCCUGUCGCCAAGAUUGGCAAGGUUGACGAGUUUGGGGCGCAUACCAAGACCGACCCCAAGGAGAUUGCACUCGUGAAGAAGAUUGACUUCUACAUUCUGCCUAUUCUCUGGAUCAUGUACUUCCUCAAUUUCCUCGACCGAAACGCAAUGAUCAAUGGCAAGCUUAACUCGCUGUCCGAAGACCUGAAGCUGAAGGGAACUGAGUACAACACUUGCGUAUCCAUUCUAUUUGUUGGAUACCUGUGUGGCCAGAUCCCCUCGAACAUGAUCCUGAACCGAGUGCGACCCUCCUGGUACAUGGCGGGCUUCAUGUUGACUUGGUCGAUAAUAAGUCUGCUUACGUACCUUGCACACGACUACAAGACAAUGCUAGUGUGCCGGUUCUUUCUCGGUAUCACAGAGGCUCCGUUCUACCCUGGCGCACUCUAUAUGCUCAGCAUGUUCUACACACGCAAGGAAAUUGCGACUCGAAUGGCUGUCUUUUACACUGGCAACAUGCUAGCUAGCGCUUUUUCCGGGCUGAUUGCGGCUGGCAUAUUCGCCGGACUCGAUGGGAAGCACGGCCUUGCAGGCUGGCAAUGGCUAUUCACUGUCCAGGGUGCUGUGUCCAUUGGUGUGGCGAUGGCGGCAUUCUACUUCCUCCCCGACGCUCCGCUUCAGACUCGCUGGCUCAGCCCUGAGCAACGACAUAUGGCACACCAGCGCAUAUUCGACGAUACGACCGAUCGUCGCGAGGGAGGCACCAGUGUCUGGAAAGGAUUGCGAGAGGCUUGUACCGAUUGGAGAACAUGGCUCUUCUGUCUCAUGGACAAUUUGCACCUUUCCGCAAAUGGUUUCAAGAACUUCUUGCCGAGCGUUGUCAAAACCCUUCACUACAACACCACAAUCACAUUAGUUCUAACGUGCCCGCCGUACAUUCUAGCUGGCAUCAUGAGCAUUGUUGUAUCGCAUUCAUCAGGCCGUUUCAAUGAACGCACAUGGCACACAACAGUGAGCAAGCUCAUUGCUUGUGCGGGCUUCGCCAUGGCUGUGGCCACACUCAAUACUACUGUUAGAUAUGUCGGUAUCAUGAUUUUCGUUGGAGCAACGUAUGGGGUGAAUAAUAUCAUUCUCGGAUGGACCUCGGCAACUUUAGGCCAGACGGAUGAGAAGAAGGCCGUUGCGAUCGCCAUGGCCAACACAUUUGGGAACCUUGCUAGCGUCUACACUCCAUACCUAUGGCCAGAAUCAGAUGAGCCACGAUACUUAACUGCAAUGCUUGCUAGUAUCGGCUUCUCUCUCGGUGUCGUUGUUUGCGCCUGGAUCAUGAGGAUUGCGCUACAGAGGCAGAACAAGAAAACGUUGGCGUCUAACCCAGAUGCCUUGAACUUGUAUGUCUACUAA